AUGCAAGCUGCAGCCAUUGGCCUCGAAGAGGUUCGCAUUUACGGCUUGAACAAGACUAUCACCACCGAGGCUCUAGGCGAGUUCCUCGGCAAGAGCGUUCGUCUCAGAGGCAUCCUCCUUCACAGUCAGACUAAGGGCGCGUUCCAGUGGGCCCAGGUCUGGGUGUCCACCGAGGCCGAGGUCGCCAGACUACUCCGUCUCCGCGAGGCCUUUGCUGCCAACGGCAUUACAAUCUCGCGCGUAGGCACCGGCCCGUCGACUACCCCCUCACCCCUGGCGGAUACAUGGGACUUCGUCUCUCAGCUAUCGCGUCCUCGUGUCGCGCCGCCUGGCUUUGGGAUCUCGUUGGCUCAGCCGUCUCCGUUCAACCCCACUGACAACACGAGCAGCCAGCCUCGCAACCUAUAUGUUCUAAACCUUCCUCUUAACCUUACUCAUGGCUUUGUCCUUAUGUCUACCCAUCAUGAGGCAAUCGAGGCCAUGCGCCAAAUGAACGGCAAAUGGAUUGACGGGUCGAAGCUUGACGUUUCGUGGGCCCUUGUGCAGCGCGAGGCUAAAAACAUGCUCAAUAGCUCCCUCCCCAACCGCGUGGCCCAUCCGCCUACCGUGUCGAACCGCCACGAGCCUCAGCCUGAGAGCACGGUUCUGGUGGAGAACCUCGUGGGCAUCUCCAUUCGAGACUGAUCUCUGAUGACAGGACCCAUACUCCUUCCCUGAUGCGGAGACCAUCACCACAAUCUUUAGCACUACCUUUGGCCCGAUCCAUCGGGUCAUCAAGAUUUCCGAUACUGCGGCUC
Cutaneotrichosporon oleaginosum is the source of this 797-nucleotide messenger RNA. RefSeq lists its product as uncharacterized. Lineage: Eukaryota; Fungi; Basidiomycota; Tremellomycetes; Trichosporonales; Trichosporonaceae. Gene Ontology annotation, molecular function: nucleic acid binding. The record is from RefSeq and is a predicted model, not a curated record.